Necator americanus (New World hookworm) is the source of this 2256-nucleotide messenger RNA. RefSeq lists its product as uncharacterized. The transcript is spliced from 12 exons. The coding region runs from base 1 to 2256 and encodes 751 amino acids. Lineage: Eukaryota; Metazoa; Nematoda; Chromadorea; Rhabditida; Ancylostomatidae. The record is from RefSeq and is a predicted model, not a curated record.
AUGCUCAGCUCCCCUUUACGUAUAUUUCGAUGUUAUAUAUGUGUUGAAAAUCGCAUAAAGGCACCUCUAACAGAUCUUAGCCUCUUAGUCGAGCAUCUAGCUAUGCAUUUUGAAUUUCAUCUUUUCGAGUGUGGUGGAUGCAAUCAAAAAUUCGCGACACCAUUCCUCGCUAAUUUUCAUAUCAAAGAAGGGAGAUGUAAGAGAGAGGAGGGUGAACUGUGUGAUGAUGGUGGAGCGCCGCUCAAAGCUGUCGCUCUUGAUUCUGUGGAAUUCGAAAGUUUCUGUCAUCUCCAAAAUGCAAUCACAAAAUGUACGGAAUUAAUGCUCUAUGAACUAAACUACGGAGAGGAUGAUCUAAUGAAUGCUUUGAAUUCUAAUAAACAGAAUCCUAAAUGUCCAAAUUCACCUGAGCUCAUAAUCAGAGAAGAGCGUCAGAUCCAAACUUCACCUCCUUUGGAUUCAGCUCCAACAAAAAGAGUCCCUUCAGCUACGAGGUCAUCUGCUACUGCUACACCUCAAACUAAUCCGGCAUUUGAUCCUUCUGCUCUUGGAUCUAGUGUUCGAGAAAGAUCGCCCUCGGAUAUUUCGCUGGCGACCAAUUCCACUACUGAGCUAGGAGCGAAAGAGGGGGAACUAGCGGAGGGUUGCUCAUUUAUUUCUGACGAUGAGGAGGAGGGCGAGGCGCUGAAACAGCUGCAAGUGAGCAUUGAGGUUGAUGACGGUCUAUCUAUGGUCAGCAAUAGCCCGUCAAUCACCGUUGCUCCUGCGAGUCCACCGCACAGCCCGCCAAGCACAGGUGCAAGUUCAAUACCAUCCUUGUUGAGCUUGAAGUUUGACGGUAUGUUUGGCUACGACUUGCCUCCUCGUCGCGAUAUACGUCAGCCUGUCGUGAUGCCCCAACGACCACCAGCUCCAGCUCCGACUGACUACAUCGAAGCAGACUCCUCUUCAACCGCACAACAGUCUUUCUUCUUCCAAACUCUGCCGCCACAACUAAAACAGCACAAUCUGAACUCGCUCAACGAUGCUGUGUAUCCAGUGUUGGUACCAGUGUAUUCAGAUGGUGUUCAGGUCUUUCCAGGACAACCCCAGUUGGUACAUCCACAGACGGUUCCUGGCCAUUCAAGCCAAAUGCCACCUAUCCAGAGUGAAGCGAUAUCACCACACCAGACAGUUGCGUGCUAUACUAUAUCGCCUACGGUAGGAGAAGUAUCAUCGUCAACGAACUCUGUUCCGAUUCAUGAUGACAGGAGGUUUUCGGAGAACUUGCCGGUGUUUCCGCCAUAUGUAGAACAUAAUCUGGCCCUGUUAAGGGUGGAAUCGCCGGUGCACGGUCAUCUACCGCACGAUUUUAUUGCCGACAUUAACAGCACCAUUGAAGAUCGGCCAGAAAGUGAUCUAUCGCGGCUUUCUUUCGAGGAUGAUGGGUACCACAUCGCCGACGACGCAGUCCACAGUUUGAGCAACAGCGAUCACUCAACAUAUGGAAAAAAAGUUGAUCAGCGACCAAAUGGCACAGACGAAGAGUGGUUGGGAUGCGAAGAACGUGCUGCGUGCCAACGGCUUGGUGGUAUCGCGGUUCCAAAUAUCCAAAAGAUUGUCAGAAACCGGGAGAAACAGCGAUACAGCUAUGGAAUCACAGUGGUUCGUUCCUUUGAUCCACAUUCUGGAACGACAAUAUCGCCCAGAAGAAGAGAUAACGAUGGGCGUCGAAGCCGAGCUUCAUCAAGAGCUCGAUCAUCGCAGAAGCGUUCCAGAACAACUGGACCGCGAUCGCGACCGUCGCACUCGAGAAGUCCGCCGCGUGCUUCCCAUCUGAGAAAUCGUUCUCCGUCAUCUUCACCUGUUAGGAGAUCGACUUCCAUGGAGAGAAGUCGUCGUCGUCAACGACCCACAAGGGAAAAAUUCGAAAUAUUUCCACCGUCGAUUCUUGAUAGAGAUAUGCCUGGUACUAGUCGUAAUUCGGAGCGAUCACGACAUAGAUCCAAAAGUCGACGAAGAACUGAAAGUAAUGAUGAGAGAGAAGAGCUGGAAGACGAGGAACUGUCGCAUGGUGAUGCUACGUCUUCCAAGUCUUCAGAUUGGCAUUCUGAAGCAUCCUCUGAUAUAGAAGUACUGGAAGUGGUUCAACAUUGGGUAAACAAAGCGCGUCGAUCGCCGUGUGCCACAGUGCCGUCCCAUUUCGCUGAUUGGAAGAAAAAGCACGCAAGACUCUCAAAAGUUCAAGCACCGCCUAAACCUCGAAGGCAAAAGUAG